Messenger RNA from Nymphalis io (European peacock), 7098 nucleotides. RefSeq names its product protein vav (gene Vav). Gene Ontology annotation, molecular function: protein binding; guanyl-nucleotide exchange factor activity. The coding region runs from base 139 to 2577 and encodes 812 amino acids. The record is from RefSeq and is a predicted model, not a curated record. The transcript is spliced from 16 exons. Lineage: Eukaryota; Metazoa; Arthropoda; Insecta; Lepidoptera; Nymphalidae. Gene Ontology annotation, biological process: regulation of GTPase activity; cell migration. Gene Ontology annotation, cellular component: cytoplasm.
UAUGGCUGUCGCUAUGUUUGUUGUAUCAAUUUGUAUGUCAAUUAUUAAUUAACCCUUGUUAAUAAUGGCCUGUUGAUUAUUAAAAAGCAGAGCUUGGUGUGACUACUAUCGAUGUACAGUAUAGUGUACGCGUGAAUAAUGGCUGCCGGCGGCGAAGAUCUGUGGCGCGAGUGCGCGUCCUGGCUUACAAGAUGUGGCUUAUUACGGCCCGAUCAUAAGUCAAAUUGGGACUCGAGUUCCAUACACGAUCUGGCAUAUACUUUACGAGAUGGUGUACUUCUAUGUAAUCUUUUAAACGUACUGCAUCCUGGAUGUGUCGAUAUGAAAGACGUCAAUCAGCGCCCACAGAUGGCCCAGUUCCUUUGCAUGCGAAAUAUAAAAGUAUUUUUACGAACAUGCCAUGAAGUGUUUGAACUCAGAGAGACAGACUUGUUUGACCCGUCUAUGCUAUUCGAUUUGUCCAACUUUCAUAGAGUUUUGUGUACACUUGCGAAGCUUAGUCAGUGCCCAAAGGCAAUAGCAAGAAAUGUUCAACCAUUUUCCGCUAGGAGGACACAAUCCGAAGAGGAUAUUUACAGAGAUCUACAGGCUGUCGCAAACCAAGCAACGGAUUUACCGCCUCCCUACGAAGUGGUAUCAUACGAAGAACACUCGAAUGCUAUGGAGGUACCGUGGAUACAGUUCACGAUACCGAGCGUCACGUGCGAGGAUCGAGUGGAGGAGAUAUACGAGGACCUCUGCUAUGUCAAGUUCACCUCCGACAUGCCUGAGCUAGCGACGUCGUCGCACAGCCUAGAAAAGAGAGACUAUGUUAUUAGAGAACUGGUCGACACGGAGUGCAAUUACGUGGACGUGCUUAGUAAAAUAAUUAAAUACUUCCUGAGGCCGUUGACGCCUUAUUUGAAACCCCAGGAUAUGCAAGUCAUAUUUUUUGGUGUCAAGGAUUUACACGACAUUCACUCAGGAUUAUUGAGACAGUUACGUCUCGCGACAGAGAAUUGUGUGCCGGGGAACGGCGCCCCGAGACUGGCGGACGUGUUCCUAGCGUGGAGGGAGAGAUUGCUCCUGUACGGGGAUUACUGUUCCAAUCUCACAAAUGCCCAAGACACGCUCAAGGCACUCGACGCGAGAGACUCUACGUUCAGCAAACAACUCGCAAAAUGUCAAAAAGAGCACAGCGACGGUCGCAUCCAGCUUCGAGACAUCCUGUCAGUGCCGAUGCAGAGAGUGCUCAAGUACCACCUGCUGUUGGACAAACUCGUACAUGAAACACAACCGAACCAUGAAGAGUUCCGUGGCUUGGAGCGCGCUAAGGAGGCGAUGGUGGACGUGGCGCAGUACAUCAACGAGGUGAAGAGAGACAGCGAAGUGCUGACGCUGCUGUCUAAGGUUCAGGAGAGCAUCAUCGACUGGGAGGCGGGCGCGCUGGGCGCGGGCGGCGCGGGGCUGGCGGCGUACGGGCGCCUGCUGCUGGACGGCGAGCUCAAGGUCAAGGCGCACGAGGACCAGAAGCUGCGCUCGCGAUACGUCUUCGUGUUCGACAAGCUCAUGCUGCUCUGCAAGCCCGUCAAGGACAACCAGUACUCGUACCGCACGGGCAUCCGGCUGGCGGAGUACCGCGUGGAGGAGGGCGGCGGGCGGCGCGCGCUGCGGGGCGACGCGCGCUGGACGGCGCACUUCUACCUCGUGCGCCGCUCCAAGGACUCCACCUUCACGCUGUACGCGCGCACCGACGACUGCCGCCGGAAGUGGCUCAAGGCCAUCAAGGACGCCAUAGACAACUUGGAGCCCCCUGGAUGUCGAAGCACGAACCACAAAUUCGUCCUGCACACGUUCCAGAAGCCCGCGACGUGUCAUCACUGUUCGAAAUUUCUCAAGGGCAGAAUAUUCCAGGGCUACCUGUGCUCGGUGUGCAACGCGUGCGCGCACAAGGACUGCAUCGCGCUGUCGGGGCGCUGCGGGGGCGGGCUGGCGCCGGCGCCGCCGCUGCCGCCGCACGCGCACCAGCCCGACACCGCGCUGCACUACUACAUGUGGUACGUGGGCGAGAUGGGUCGCGAGACGGCGACGGCGCGGCUGGAGCGGCGCGUGGACGGCACGUUCCUGCUGCGCGUGCGGCCGCGCGCCGUGCAGAGCGCGCCGCCGCCCUCGCACAACGACACGCACUACGCGCUCUCGCUCAAAACGGACAACACCGUGAAACACAUGCGAGUGUGCCGCAAGCCCAUCGACCAGGUGCCGCACUACUUCCUCUCCGAGUCGCGGUUCUUCCGCAGCAUCGUUGAACUGAUCUCCUACUACGAAAAGACCAGCCUCUCUGAGAAUUUUGUUGGGCUAAACUCCAACCUACGAUGGCCAUUCCGGCGAGUAGUGGCAACGGUCAUCCAUGAUUUUCGUCCGCUGGAGGCGUCGCAACUGGCGCUGCGACCCGGGGCCAAGGUGCUCGUGCUCAGCAAGGAGGGGGACAGUCGGGGGUGGUGGAAAGGUCGCACGCUCGACAAGGGCGACAACAGAUCCGGCUACUUCCCCAAGGAGUGCGUGCGCGAGGAGCCCGAGUGCAUCGGCGCGCUGGACUGAUGUCAGCUGUGCGUCGCCGAGCGCGAGCGGCCCGCGCCCUCCGCGCCGCCCGCGCCCUGCGACCUCGACGAGCACGACCACGGCGACCUCGUGUGAGCGGCGCCACCGCUGCUUGCAACUUUACCAGUUCUAUAUUAAACAGAGAUCCCAGUUACGGAGAGGCAAAAUUCUACAUAAUCAUUAUAUCACUUAGCGAAUGAACAGCACUACGAAAUAAUUUCCAACAUAACAGCUGACAGGAUAUUUCACAGGAAACUAAAAAUUAUAUUCGACUUCGACUAAUUUUGCAAAGUCGACAUCUAUACGUAGAGGCGUAUAGUAAAUUAAUUUAUUGUCUAGAUAAAUUAAUUAUGAUAAUAUAUUCAAAGUAAACUUAAGGUGAAGUGCGAAUCUGUGCUGAUUAUAAAAUUUACGAAGUACGAAUCGAACAAAACUAUGUAUGGAAUAAGUGUUACUUGUUGUGCUAAUAUGAUAAAAUGUGCUUUAAAUACUCGUGCUUUACUAUAUAGAAUUCUAUUUCAAAUGUACAAGGGACGAUUGUCCUUUAAUUUAUAAAGAAAUCUAUUAAACAUUGCACGUGCAAUACAAGAAAUUUUAUGUAAGAAUUGCACGGUGGAGUUUAAGUCUGUAUCAAAUAUAUCUUAGCAAGCGACAUGUUUGCCGGGGAUAUAUGUUAUUGUUGAUGUUCUAGAAGCGAGUCAAAUGUAUAUUUAUUUUUGUGAACUAUGUAAGUUAUUUUUUCAAGUCAUAGAUAAUACUUAGAUAGAUAUAAAAAAAUGUUACAAUCAUAUCUCGUCAAUGCAAUUUCAAUGCACCUUUCAUUGCUUAAGAGUACGAAUUCUCUAACUUAUCUACUGUAGUUAAAUGUUAAAGUCGGAGUACUAUGGAAUUGUAUGUCUAAAAUUUAUAAAAUAUAAUAUUUGACGUAUUAGAAAAUAUACAAAGUGAGUUUACUUGAUAUGCAUAGUUUAUGUUUAAACAACAUACUAUGAUACAAUCUACUUAUUAUAUGAUAUAAUCAUAUAGAAAUUAAAUAUGUGUAUUGCAAAUAUAUAAUAUAUAUGCAUAAGUAAAUUUACUAUCUUAAUAUUUUCAAGCAUUAGCGAUUUGAUUAAUCGCGUAUUGGUACGAAAGUGAAGCGUAAAAUGAAUGCUAGGCUCAAAAGCAUAUUGGAACUAAACUAUUUAAUAUUAAGAAGAAAAGACUCAUUAUGUUAUUAACAACCAUAUCAUAUUUUUUCAGGCCCAUUAGAACUAGUUUUUAUUCUGGUACGAACAUAUUAGUCGCAAUAAUAACAAAUAAUGCGUCCUAUAGCGCAAAAUCAUUAAUUCAAGUAUAGAAAACUAUCAAUAGUUAAAUACAAAAUUAUAAAAAUAUCUAUAAAAAAUAUCGGUUUACAGUGUACCGCAACAAAACAUUUGGUAUGAAAUCCCAAAGAUUGGUUUAUAGAUCGAUCUAUUGGUAGAGAGCUCUCUUCUAUACGUUUUAUUUUUGAAAUGACAUUAUUUUUAACAAUUUUUAAACACUUUUUAAUUUUCUCUUUGUUAACAGAAAUUUAAAAUAUAAUUCUCUCAUUGCUCAAAAUGAUAUCUGACAUUGAAACACAAUAUCAAAACAAGAUAUAACUGCCAUUUUAUUUUUAAAUCAUUCUACUUGAACAAAUUCAUUUUGUAUAUGAUAGUAGUUUUAGUUUUUUAAGACUAUUUUUUAAUUGAAUGGUACCAAUAAUAUUUUAUUUAAAUUGUUAUAAAGUGAGAAUGAGUGCCAAACUGUAAAAAGUGAAACAUACAUUUUAUUACACAUUCAAUUAUAUAAAUAUAGUUAUAUAUCUAUACGUAAAAAACUAAAUUAAAAUUGCUAUCAAUAUAACUCCUAUUUAUUUUAAACUGUCGUUUAAGAAAUAUAUAUAUAUUUUUUACUUUACGAUAUUUUAGAGAGGUCGCCCAUUACAGUAUUUUAGCUAUACAUUCCAAGACAAUUAAAAAAUAAAUAUAAAAUAAUAUAAAUCCAAUUAAAUAUUUACUGAUAAUAUUCAUCUCCUUAUAUGAUAUUUGUAUUCUUAUUGAUGAGUUGAGAAUGCAUUUAACAUUGCAUAACAUAUAUGAACAAAUACAAUUUAUAAAAUAUUUGACAUAGUCAUGACACUUUAUUAAGUUAAGCUUUUUUUAAAGAUCGCUCGAUAAUUUUAUCAAAGGUGUACUAAGAUUAUGUUAAAAGUGGCAGUACAUUACAUUAGGACUUUGCAGUUAUAGCUCAGAUGUAUGUAUCGUAUUUAUUUUAAUUAGUCUUCAUUGACAGAGUAAUCCAAGUAUGAAUGUCAAUCUUUCUUAUUUGCAAUUUUACCUGCUUAUAUAUUAACAAUAAAUAAACAGAUAAAAUAGUAAAUAAUGUGUUAUACAGUUAAUUAAUAUGAAUGAAAGUAAUAAAUGAGCUUACUUUGGAAAUAUUGUAAUAUACAUACUCAUAUUAUAUGUUCGCCUAAGUUCAGCGUAAAAUUUGAUUUUUAUAAAUUUAAAUAAAAUUAAAAGCGCUACUUGAUAAAAGUUAAUUGGCAAUAUUUGUAGUAUCAAAAAAGAAACAUAUUUUUUUGGAAUUAACUUAAGUUAUGUGAAAAAAAAAUAUAUAAUUAUAUACACUUGCAAAUGCAAUUCUUCUAAAUACCACAAACAACUAUUUUAGUGUAAACAAACCAUUAUAAUUGACCCACCAAUGUCUUAUAUAUUUAAGUUUAAUGUUGAACCCAGUUACGAUUAAAGAAUAAUAUAAUUUAACAAUAGCAUUUAUAAUAUUAUAUUGUAAAUAUUAUAUGUAUAAUCAAAUGUAAAUGGAAAUUGCUAAAACCACACUGCUUUGAAUGAUUCCACGUGAAUAUUGUUAAUAAUGAUAAGAGUAAUACUUACUUUUAGAUUAAAUGUUUCCAAAUGAGACAAAGAUCUUGUCUUCGUGUAUCAAAUAUUCUGACUAGUUAGGUAACAUUAAUGGAUUAUUUAUAACUUUUUGACUAACUUUAAUAAUGCAUAAUAAAUAUUAUCUAUUUGUGCAUUACGAAAGUUAGGAAAGAAUAUAAAAUCUAGUCCGUCUAAUAUUACUCACUCACUAAGUUACUAUAACUAUUAAAAUAUAGGAGAGAAUGAAAAUUCUAUUAAAAAAUGCAGUACUUUAUAAUGAAAUAAUAAAUGAGUAAUAAUUUGAUGUUCUUCUGACUUAGAAAUGAAAAUCAUAUUAAUAAAAUUAAAAAAAAAACAUAUGUACCUAUUAAUCAAAACUUGCAUCGUGCGAAUAUUUUAUAUCUGAUAAAAUAUGAAGCAUAUAUGCAUAAACUUGUGUAUGUAUUCGUGAAGAAUUAUGUAAAUAAUAAAAAAAUAUUAUUAAUAAAUGGACGUGAUAUCGGAUAUGUGGUACAGAGUUUGUUAUGAAGCGAAAUGAUAUUGGUAUAGUCGUAGAAAAUAUAAUGUUGUGUCUAUGUAUAGAUGUAUAUUUUUAAUACACGACUCUUGGUUAUUUAUCCGGAUAGCAUGAUUUUGUGUAAAAAUAUAAAAUAGUUCAGGAUUUUAAUUUGCUUUUUAUUCAAAACUUUAAUAUUGAAAAUAUAAUACAUUUUAUAUGUGAUUUCAAGCACGUAAAAUGUAAGAUUUAGUAUAAUAGAGAAUAGACAAAUUAUGUAUACUUUUCUUAUAAUGGCAAUAUCUAUGAUUACCACAAUCAUCAUUUCAAUAAUUCACCCGCCUGUCUUCCUGUUAAUGUGUUAUAUAUAAAAUAUAAAUGCAAAAUCAAAAUAAACAGUAUAUUAUUAUUAUAUCGUGCCAAAUUAUAAAAAAAAUAAUCACUCAUGAUCUCUUGAAUGUGCUAAUAUAAUUUGAUAACUAUAUACUGAAUAUCAAAUUCCAUGUACAAUUAUAGCUUUUGAAUACUUAUUAUAUUAAAUUAAUCUAUUUUCCUGUAUAAUGUAUUGUAGUAAAUCUUAUAAUGUACCUAACGUAGAUCGUUUUUAUGUUUCUAUAAAAUAAAUUAGACUAUUCCAAGAGUCUAUUUUAAAGUUUACAAAUAUUUACAAUAUAAAAAUGAAGUUAUAUAGAUGGCAAUGGAACAGACUAGGAAAAUGUAUACUUAAAAAUUAAUUGUACAAAAAUGUUCGUAAAUGGUAUUUAGAAUGACUGUGUGAAUUUUAAACAGUCAUAGAUCACAUCGCCGUAAUGCAAAACGGUUUAUUAGCAUUAUUUACUAUUGUUUGAUAUUCAUGAAUUUGAAAGGGUUAUUUAUAAUAAUUUUAAUUAUAAUUAAAUAUAUUUGUCUCUCUUCGUACGGACGCAAUGCUUGAAAUAAUUGUUGGUGCUAACAUUAUUUUGUGUUCAGUACGCUUUUUAUUUAGUAGACGAGCCGCACCCGUGAAGCUGCUGUAGUGUAAAUGUAUUUUGAUAUUAUUUAUGUUCACGUUUGUAAAUAUAUUAUGUAUACAGAAAUCGCAUAUCUCAUUGUUCUGUAGUUAAAUAAGGUGCCACAAUAAAUACAAAGUUGGAGAAU